AUGUGUCCUCAGAGGCCUGGGGAGUGGCUGAGCCUGCACUGCAGCCCUGUGCAUCUCAUUCCAGGGCCCCUGGCCCUUAGGCUGUCUGUCUGUCUGUACUUGAGGACAGAGGGAGGUUGUAUGAACAGGUGAUGCUGGUGACCUUGAGUGGGGGUCUUUUGUGCUAAGUGUGUUGACUUGGAGGGCAUGGGUACAGUGUGUGUGUGUGUGUCUGUGCGUGUGUGUCCGCCCCACGUGGUGGGAUAUGGAUCAUCUCAUCAGAUCCCCAUGUGAGCUGACACUUAUGUCUGCCUCCACUGCUCCUUCGGGCAAACGCUACAAGAACUCCCUGGAGACGGUGGGCACGCCAGACUCAGGGCGUGGGCGCAGUGAGAAGAAGGCCAUCAACGAUCUAGACAGAGACUUUUGGAAUAACAAUGAGAGCACAGUGCAGCAGAAAUGGAGCUCCUACCCUCCCAAGGAGUUUAUUCUAAACAUUUCACCCUACGCCCCUUAUGGCGACCCACGACUGUCCCUCAAUGGCACCCUCCUGGCGAGCGCCAAAGUGGCCGCCGCGGCAGGGCUGGCGGUGGAGCGGGAAGGCCGGCUGGGGGAGAAGCCGGCGUCGGUGCCGCCACCCGGAGAGGACGCCUUGAGAAGCGGCGGGGCUGCCCCCAGCGAGCCGGGCAGCGGUGGCAAGGCGGGGAGAGGCCGCUGGCGGACGGUGCAGAGCCACCUGGCCGCCGGGAAGCUCAACUUGUCCAAUUUCGAGGACUCCACCCUGUCCACGGCCACUACCCUUGAGUCUAUCCCCAGCUCCACGGGAGAGCCGAAAUGCCAGCGACCCCGCACCCUGAUGCGGCAGCAGAGCCUGCAGCAGCCGCUGAGCCAGCACCAGCGGGGCCGGCAGCCCAGCCAGCCCACCACCAGCCAGAGCCUGGGCCAGCUGCAGGCCCACGCGGCCUCGGGGCCAGGCCCCAACCCCCGGGCCUAUGGCCGGGGCCAGGCUCGGCAGGGCUCCUCGGCCGGCUCCAAGUACCGGCCGGCCGGCGGCCGCAGCCGCUCCAACCCGGGCAGCUGGGACCACGUGGUGGGGCAGAUUCGAAACCGAGGCUUGGACAUGAAAUCCUUCCUGGAAGGCCGGAUGGUGGUGCUAUCCUUGGUCUUAGGGCUUUCGGAACAGGAUGACUUUGCCAAUAUCCCUGAUCUGCAAAACCCAGGAACCCAGCAGAACCAGAACGCUCAGGGGGACAAGAGGUUGCCCGCAGGAGGGAAGGCAGUGAACACAGCCCCGGUGCCGGGCCAGACGCCCCACGAUGAGUCUGACCGCCGGACCGAGCCUCGCUCCUCCGUCUCGGACCUCGUCAACUCCCUCACCAGUGAGAUGCUCAUGCUCUCCCCAGGCUCCGAGGAGGACGAGGCGCACGAGGGCUGCAGCCGAGAGAACCUGGGCCGGAUCCAGUUCAGCGUCGGCUACAACUUCCAGGAGUCCACGCUCACCGUGAAAAUCAUGAAGGCCCAGGAGCUGCCGGCCAAGGACUUCAGUGGCACCAGCGACCCCUUUGUCAAGAUCUACCUGCUGCCAGACAAGAAGCACAAGCUGGAGACCAAGGUGAAGCGGAAGAACCUGAACCCCCACUGGAACGAGACCUUCCUCUUCGAAGGUUUCCCCUACGAGAAGGUGGUGCAGAGGGUCCUCUACCUCCAGGUCCUGGACUAUGACCGCUUCAGCCGCAACGACCCCAUCGGGGAGGUGUCCAUCCCCCUCAACAAGGUGGACCUGACCCAGAUGCAGACCUUCUGGAAGGAUCUGAAGCCAUGCAGCGAUGGGAGUGGGAGCCGCGGGGAGCUGCUCCUGUCUCUCUGCUACAACCCCUCUGCCAACUCCAUCAUCGUGAAUAUCAUCAAAGCCCGAAACCUCAAAGCCAUGGACAUCGGGGGCACGUCAGACCCCUACGUGAAGGUGUGGCUGAUGUACAAGGACAAGCGGGUGGAGAAGAAGAAGACGGUGACGAUGAAGAGGAACCUGAACCCCAUCUUCAAUGAGUCCUUUGCCUUCGACAUCCCCACGGAGAAGCUGAGGGAGACGACCAUCAUCAUCACGGUCAUGGACAAGGACAAGCUCAGCCGCAAUGACGUCAUCGGCAAGAUCUACCUGUCCUGGAAGAGUGGGCCCGGGGAGGUGAAACACUGGAAGGACAUGAUAGCCCGUCCCCGGCAGCCUGUGGCCCAGUGGCACCAGCUGAAGGCCUGAGUGGGGCCAAGGGAGGCCCAAGGGGCCAAGGGCCCGGGUCCCCAUCAUGCCCUCACCACUUUAUGCACAACGCCCGGCCUGGCCCCCCUGCCAUGGGUCAGGGGAGGAUCCUGAGGGCUCAGCCAGGGAGGGGACCCAGGAACCAGUCGGGCCCCAUGGCUAGGGAGAACCAGCCCCAUCCCCCACCGGCCCAGCCCUGGGGGAGGGGCUCUGGGAGCCAUUUUCCUGCUUUGCCCCUUUCCUUCCUGACCCACCGAUGCUAAAGAAGUGGGGGGCGGGAAGCACGAGAGCCAGACAGGCAGACGGGCAGAUCCCUCCAGAGGCCCGCCAGGUGGGCACCGUCCCCCGUUUUCUUUAAGGCAGUGCCUGGAGUGGAGAAAGGCCGCCCCCUCCCCAGCCCCAGGGUGGGCCCAGGAGGGGGGAGGUCGAGGCGUUUGGCCCCGGCUUGGCCAAGAGAGGCCCGUUCCAGGGCAGUUUCAGGGGCCGGCUGGGCCCUGAAUGCCGAGGAUAGUAUAUAGCCCGCUCCAGGGUCUUGGAGCCGCAGCCCUGUGUACUUGUGUUGUGUCCACAGUGUGUGUGUAUACGUGUGCGUGCGUGCGUGUGUGGGGGUGAGGGUACUCGCUCCCUGUUUCCCUGGGCCGGCAGUGCUGAGAAGGAUGCAGAGAGGGCAGGGUUUCUGAGGUGAGGUCCGGCUGGAGGCUGGGAAGUCAAUACACAAAGCCAGCAGGUGGAGAGGAGAGGCAGCUGAGGGCUGAGCGGGGCCGGGAUGGAGGAAAGGUAGGCUCGACCCUGGAGGCGGGCUGAGAACUGGGCUGCCUCCUUCUGUCCCCACCCCGCCACCAGCAUCCCUCUCUGUGCUGAGAGCUCCCCACGAGCUCCUUCCCCAGCAAUUUCAUCUCUUGAACAUUGUUUCGCACCAUUUAGGCACCUACUUUGUGUAUCAGAUUCCACCAAGGACUCCCCUGCUCCCUUCCGUCUCAGGGGUCCCAAGCCCCCCUAGCUCUCUUUCCUAAUCCCCUCAACCUUCCCACACAUCCGGAUCCCAGCCACGCUGGCAACCUUCUCCAUCCUUUCCAGCUCCCUCCCCUUCCUCCUCUCUCCGUGUCUGGACAGACCACCCCUCCCUCCCCACCCCACACAUCCCACACCCCUCCUUCCCCUCGUUCCUUGACCUUCCCCUCAUCCCAUCAUGGUCUCUGAUCUUCCAUCACUUGACCUCUUCUGGGGCUGUCCUCUGAUCCCCCCGCCCCGCUCCUGGUCCCUUAGAGCAGCUCCUUCUGCCCCCUCAGUUCAGGUAGAGGAGGAAGCCAAGGAAGAUUCCAGAAUUCCAUGAGUCCUGAGGUUGCCCCACACGAAGAAGCUGCGGUUUCUCUGCCUCAGCUGCUACAGAGACUAGAACUGGCAUCCCCUUGGAGACAGACGAUUUGGGGAUGAUCCCUGCUUAAGCCCCAUCAUCCCCACGCGGGUACUUGUAUUGAUACAAGACAGCUGGCGACCGUCUCGAAUCCAGGGGUCCCCAAGCCUGGGCCUGACAUUCCCGGCACGCACCGCCAGGUGGCGUCCGGACACUACAGUCUGUGGACCAGAUCCGGAACCACAGUUCCAUUCCCGAUGGGCCUGACACCCCGAUAAAGAGACUCUGGAAAGGGUCCCCACUUAGGGGACACGGCAAAAGCUUAAGCCAUUUGGAGCCCUUUCCCUUUGGUAGGCUUCCGCUGAGCUGAGCAUUCUGCUCUGUGCAGUAAGACGCUCACAUUUUUGCCCGUAUCAAAAGUUUCUGACAUAGAAUCUCACACCCUCACCCCUACCCCCUACCCCAAGGAUCUGGAGGAAUAUACAAAGUAGGUGAGUCAUUUUGCAGAGUGAAGAGUGCUAACGUAAAGCAAAUAGUCACCCACAUUCUUGUAAAUCCCCAUUUUUCUAUAUGGUCGCUUUGCUUAAAAUCGGGGUCUGCCCCAACGAACAGCACGGUCAUUAUCUGGCAGGCUGGGGAACCAGCUCCCAACGGGGAUGGGAGGGCAGUGACUGCUUAGUGUGUGGAAGCGAAGAAAGGGUGCUGUUGGAAGCUUUGAGAAGCGGAGGGAAUCUGCCAUCCUGCAUUCCGCCCUCGAAUCCUGUGCCGCUCCACCCGGAGGCUGGUGACGGAUCGAGCCCCGCCCCAGGCGCCUGGGCAUGCGGCCGCACCUUCCGGGAUAGAACCGACUUGCAUUGAAUGGGUGGGGCAACUGCAUCCAAGUUUUCCGAGCCCCGCCCACGAAGCUCUUAGCCAAUCAUAAACUGAGAGCCUCUCCAAGCAGUGCCUGCUCCAAAUCCGACCCUACCCAGGCCCAUCUAUGAAUCCGGCCUCGGGUUCUCCAACACCUGACUCGCAGCCUGAGCUCCGGGACGCGGGGUAGGGGUGGCGAGUGGUGGACCAAGGGCUGGGUGGGCUGGCAAGGAAGGAGGCUGGUGGUAUGGGGCGGGGGCGGGGGCGGGGGCGGGGAGGGGGGCGUCUAAGGCCAAAGGAAAACACGGAAAUGGGGAAUUUGAGGGUGGGGGGAGGGCACUGGAGCCCUGUCACCAUCCUAGGACCUUGGACAAAUCACCCACACUCCUGGGGCCUCAGUUUCCCCAUCUGUAAAAAGAUGGUAAUAAUACUUCACCUACCUCAUAGGGGAGGUUGUAAGGCCGCCGUCACCUGGGGGUCGAGGCAGGAUUCUGAAGGUGCUACCGGUGAGCAAAGUAUUAUUACCGCAGCCUGAGAGCAAGGCCCACCUGCCCCUCCCCUCACAGGGCCUCCAGGGAUAGCCGAGGCCAGCCUGGGCCCAUCUAUCUCUUCUCCACUGUGUCCCCGGUCCCUUCAUGAGCGCCAUCUGCCAUCUUUGUGGGCACCCUAGACUUAGUCGUCAUCUUGUUCAGGUAUCCUUUCUUGUGACAUCUCCUCUUGUAACUGCUGUACAAAUUCCACCUGCCCCAGGACCCCGCACCUGCCCACCGGCGCCAGACGCCAGGGAAGGGACAAGGAAAACAGCCACACACACAAAAAAAAAAAAAAGCCAAGGGGGGCCCUCAGAGUCCCCAGUCCCGCUGGGGCCCCAGGGGUGGGGAUUGGUGGUCACUGUUUGUAUUGUGUUUUGAGUCCUUGAGCGCAAGUGUUUUAUAAAAAACAAAAACCCACCAUCACCAAAAAAAAAAAAAAAAAAAAAAGAAUUGCAGCAAAGAGUAAUGAAGACAAACUGAAGAAAAAAAAAAGGGAAAAAAAACCAUACAAAAAUUUUCCACUACACGCACCCUCUAAGCCAGCAAGAUUUCCUCUUUGCAAAAUCAUAUUUUUGUGGGAAUGGGCCCCGCUUUUUGUGGCAAGGCCCGUUCUAAUUAAUAAAGGAUCGUGAAAAAGUA
Molecule: messenger RNA, 5611 nt
Organism: Sus scrofa (pig)
Lineage: Eukaryota; Metazoa; Chordata; Mammalia; Artiodactyla; Suidae
Source: RefSeq, a predicted model, not a curated record